This is a messenger RNA of Dentiscutata erythropus, 320 nucleotides long. Lineage: Eukaryota; Fungi; Glomeromycota; Glomeromycetes; Diversisporales; Gigasporaceae. The record is from the annotation of a GenBank genome assembly.
AUGAAACCAUCCAUUCCGUUCUUAGUUGUCGCAUUGAUGAUUUUUAACAUCAUAUCCGCUCAAAAGGUGGACAAUGAAAAAAUGCUUAAGUUAGUCAAUGCUGCGCGUCAACAAGGAGGCGCCAGUCCUCUUACUCUCAAUAGUGCCCUUUGUGGAGUAGCUACAGAUCAUAGCAACUAUAUGUCAAGCAUUAGUACGCUUACCCAUGACGAUGAAGCUGGAGAUAUGGGUACUAGAUUUACAAAACAUGGCUACAGUUAUUCUACUGGUGGUGAAAAUGUUGCCGAAGGCUAUGAUAACGAAGAAGCUGUUAUGCAAGG